This is a messenger RNA of Acaromyces ingoldii, 1481 nucleotides long. RefSeq names its product SWIB-domain-containing protein. Gene Ontology annotation, biological process: nucleolar large rRNA transcription by RNA polymerase I; transcription initiation at RNA polymerase I promoter. Bases 388 to 1386 code for a protein of 332 amino acids. The record is from RefSeq and is a predicted model, not a curated record. NCBI's taxonomy places the organism in Eukaryota, Fungi, Basidiomycota, Exobasidiomycetes, Exobasidiales, Cryptobasidiaceae. Gene Ontology annotation, molecular function: RNA polymerase I cis-regulatory region sequence-specific DNA binding. Gene Ontology annotation, cellular component: nucleus; RNA polymerase I upstream activating factor complex. The transcript has 4 exons.
CUGUACUCUCUUUUUUUCUAUCUCGCCAACCUGACUCUUAGAAUUUGGAAACGGUGCCUGUUACAAAGCUCGAUUUCUUUCGCUUCUUACGUUCUUCCUCUCCCACGUGGCUCUGGAUUCCCACCUCAAAGGAUAUGGAGAUAGGAAUUGCGCUUGCGAGAACGGGCAGUCACGUUCGUCGGUCUGGUCACUUUUAGAAUUGGUGGCUUUUCCCAUCGGACCAUUUCGUCCCAUCGGACCCACGUCGCGCUCUUGCAUCCACCGGGGUAUCUUUCUGCCCCCCCUCUCUCUCUCGUCUCGUCUUGAUCUAUAGCGACGCACCCAGCACUGCUCUUUAAGCGGAUUCGUUGAGAGUAAGAGCAUACAUCUCGCAAAGCGUGGCCAAGAAUGGAGCUCCCCACCGGCUCUUCGCGCGCAGGCCCCGCUCCACCCGCAGCGUCCUCCUCGUCGCCGACGUCGUCGUCGUCGUCGUCGUCGCUGAGCGCCGCCUCGCUCGAGUCGCUGCGCGAACCCAUCCUGCGGAUCCUCCGAUCGAGCGAUCUGGCAUCGAUCAGUGCCAAAAAAGUGCGGACGGCGCUCGAGGAGCGCGAGGGCGCCCUCAUGCGGCGCAUUGGCUUCCAGCCGGCGUCCAAGGAGCACAAGAGCGCCGUCGAUGGGGUCACGAAGCGAUGCUUUGACGUCAUUUCUGCAGAUGGCGGCAGCAGCCAGGCGUCGGUAAAGGCCGAGGAGGGAGAUGUCAAGCCGAGGUCCGCCACGAGUGCCGGUGGAGGCGGCGGCGGCGGCGGCGGCGGUGGCUUGGCCUUGCCCGGUCUCGGAGGCGUGCCCGGCUCCCACUCAACUCCGUCCUCUUCGGGAACCGCGACUGGAAAUGGGGGCGGCGCCCGCUUGCCGCCCCAGCCACGGCCGCCGUCAGUUGGGUCCUCGUCGGCGGCGAAUGGGGCCAAGAAGAAGCGCCGGGCAGACGAUGUCGUGUCCUCCGAGGAGGAAGACGCAGAGUCGGCCGCGGCUGCCGCUCGCCGAUCGAAGUCGUCCAAGAGCAGUGGGGCAACAGCAGCAGGAACAGCCAAGAAGAAGAAGAAGAAGGCAAAGGGCGCAGACGACGGAGAGAAAAAGGCGCCGAAUCCGAACAAUCCGUUCAACCGGCCGCUCAGACUCAGCAAGGAGCUCAGCCAGGUUUGCCAGGGCGAGGUAAUGCCGCGGUUCGAAGUCACGAAGAAGCUGUGGCAGUACAUCAAGGGGAACGAGCUACAGAAUCCAGAAAACAAGCGCCAGAUCUUGUGCGAUCCGACGUUGAAAUCCCUCUUUGGCAAGUCAACCGUCGACUCUUUCGAGAUGUCGAAACUCAUCGGCCCGCACCUGACAAAAAUUGAGACAAAGGAAGAGUGACGCCGCGGGCUCCUUCUUCUCAGGCCCCCCCUGCUCUCGCCCUCUUACGCCUUCCUUGCCGUGGUUCAAUCUCUGCUCAUGUUAUUUUAAAGCCC